Molecule: messenger RNA, 1449 nt
Organism: Ceutorhynchus assimilis (cabbage seed weevil)
Lineage: Eukaryota; Metazoa; Arthropoda; Insecta; Coleoptera; Curculionidae
Source: the annotation of a GenBank genome assembly
CCUUUAAUGUUUAUUGUUAUUUUUUAUUUAUUUUUAUGUAAUAUGUAUUAAAAACUAAAAAAACAAUAGUUCCACAAUUUAUAAUGGAAGUACAAGACUCUAACAAUGAAGAAAGCCCAAAAACCACACAAAAUCCAUCACAAGCCGACCAUUCUUCGUGGUCAACCGGUUUCAGUAGCAGUAGCACUACCCCCCAAAAAUGGUCGCCCCAAUCUUUACAGGACAAAAACCGUAAGAGCGCCUUUCAGCCCUACAAACUGUGCUCCACGUCGACCACAGUCCUAACCAACCUACAAAGGGGCAACACCCAAGCAGAAACGCUAAUCCCCAAAACAGCCGAGCUUACUUUUCACAUGAAAGCUGGACAGGGCGAGCUUACCACUCAAGAUAUUUUGAAGGAGGACGACGUGGAUGUGUUGGAUGAUAAAGGUCUUACAGCUUUGCAUUGGAGCUCGGCUUAUGGCCAAUAUAGCACAGUCGAGUUAUUAUUGAAUCAUAAAGCUGAUGUUAAUAAAUUGGGGCCGGACGAGGACACCCCUUUGAUUUUUGCCGCUAGCGGUGGACAUCAUGAAGUUGUUAAGAUACUUAUUAGUUCUGGAGCUGAUGUGAAUCAUGUAGAUCAUCUAUGUAAUAGCCCUUUAAUGUAUGCAGCUAAAGGAAAUCAUCCUCAUACUUGUCAAGAAUUGCUUAGUCAAGGGGCUAAUUUUGGCUUAGUAAAUCUAAAUGACGAUACAGCUUUGAGUAUAGCCACUGAGAGUAAUUGUACUGCAGCUCAAGUUAUUAUUGAAAAUUAUAUAAUUUCUUUUAUGGAGAACAGUACCAAAAUUGAGGAGGAUCAAAGAAUGUGAUAAGUGAGGUGAUAAAUAAUCAUCAAUGCUAUAUAGUGAUUUUUUAUAUUAAUAUUUAUUAAUAUACAAGAGCUUUCCUUGUCAAAUUAUUGUAUAUUUGGUACAAUUAUAUUAUUUUUUUAGUUACCUACAUAUAAAUAGUUAAUUAUUAUCUAAUACAUUUACAUACAAUUAAGUAAAAUUUGCCUAGUUCAGAUCCUUUAACAUGGAAAUUACAUUAUAGGUAUAUUUCCUCUAUGUGAUUUUCUUUGGUUUCAAUUUAAACAACUAUCAGCCCAUCAACUAUGACUCAGGACCACAUAUCUUUUUUAUUGUUGACCUAAAAGAACCAACUCAAUUAAAACAUUUUAUUUAUUUAGUUUUCAAUGCUUACACAUUUGCCUGAAUACUUGGUAUCGAUAAUAUAGCCUUUGGCGCAAGAGUCCUUGAUCAUGUGACACCAAGUUGGGUAAGUGCUGUUGUUGGUACCACAUACAGGACGAUGCAACAAGUGCUUUUGGCGACAUAUCGUUGAACAUCCUAUGCAACGUGGUUUGCCUCCUGUUGACCUGUCCAGAAGACAUUGUUGUCUGUCUUGGCAACGGAUAUCAUGGCAUGAAAU